AUGCAAUUCUCUACUGUCGCUUCCAUUGCUCUAACUGUUGCUGUCGCUUCUGCCGCUUCUUCUUCUGACGAUAUUACUUACGUUGAUGUCACCACUACUCCAGAAGUUACUACAUCUGCUGUCUCUACUGUCAAGACUACUUCUACACCACAUACUACCACUACUCUAGCUGUCAAGACAUCUGCUAACACUACAUCUAGUUUCUACUCUUCUAUCUCUGUUAACAGUACAUCUCACAGUGUUCUUGAACAAGAAGAUGGUGCUGCUGUCAACACCUACGGUGCUGGUGCUUUGAUUGGUGCUCUAGUUGUCGCUUUAUUGUAA
This is a messenger RNA of Maudiozyma saulgeensis, 324 nucleotides long. The record is from the annotation of a GenBank genome assembly. NCBI's taxonomy places the organism in Eukaryota, Fungi, Ascomycota, Saccharomycetes, Saccharomycetales, Saccharomycetaceae.